Messenger RNA from Serendipita indica DSM 11827, 1347 nucleotides. The record is from the annotation of a GenBank genome assembly. Lineage: Eukaryota; Fungi; Basidiomycota; Agaricomycetes; Sebacinales; Serendipitaceae.
AUGUCACAAACCAUCCCAGGACGCGGAUUACCGAUGGAAAUUGUCGAAGGCAUCAUUGACAAUGCGCCCGAUGGCCCGACAUUCCUCGCAUGCAGUCUCGUCUGCCGCGAAUGGCUCUACAGAUGUCGGUUUUACCUCUUCCAACGCUUCUCGUUUGCUGCCGGCGACGCAAACGACGUAUUGCCGCACCUAACAGAUGUAGACUAUGACAAGAAAACUCGGAGAUGGAGAAAGAGAAACGCCCGUCGUGGAUCCGGGGAUACAGUAAAGCCCGGGCUACUCCCCGCUGGGCGGUUCAUCCAAAGUCUAGUCAUCACCGAAACCUCGCCUGCACAUCUCAUGACAUCGCGAGAGCAAUGGGAGACUAUCCGUCUUCUCAUCGCUGCCAUGCCAAAUGUACGCGAAGUCCAACUCGUUGGCGUAACCGAAUGGGCCCUCGAGCGAUAUCUCGAUGGUGUUUUGGGACGGUGGCCUGUUCAUGUCUUUUCAAGACCUGUAGGAGAUGAAGGCAUUUUGGACGGAGAAGAGUCGCCCUCGGAUACAGAUGACUUGACAGACCAAGUCCAACCCCCAGAGUCCCGCUUGAAGGCCUCACACUUCGUCACGUUCGAACAGGGGACUGGUCUUCUCGAGACAAAGGCAAAAGUCGAGCAAGCACAGGACAACCUUCAGGUACUCGAGAACCUCCCAUCUAGCCUAAAGCGAUCCACGCAGAUUGUCAAGGAAGAUGAAGCGAUCAAAUUCGGGUGCUUGGAGAGAUUGGCCAUCGAGGGAGAGAUACCCGGUCAUGUUUUCGGCGAACAGCUACUCAAAGAGAUUCUUGAGACGCCUUCAGCAAGUCUCCAAAAGCUCACAGUCGUCGAACUUGCACCCGGCCUAUUGCCAAAGGCAAAACAACUCUUCACUGCCGCAAAAUCAACUAUUAAGACCCUCAUAAUUCACUGCGACUCCUUUACGGGAGUCCCAUUCAACGAUACAUCACGAACCUACUCAUUCGAAAUGGACCUUUCACCCCUAAUCCGGCUCACAGAACUACACGUAGUUGGCAUCCGUGCACACUCUGGAUACGGCGCCUCCGCUGUCGGGAUUCUCUAUGCGCUUAUCAAGGGCCUUAGCAAGUUUCCCUACAGCACGAUCCGAAAGUUGCACAUCUUGUUUACUUCUACACUCUCUUACUCGCCUUACGGCGAAGACCAGUGGAGGCUGUUCGACGAGGUUCUUGCGAUGCCGCACAUUGCGGCUAGAUUAGAGGACGUAGAGCUCGUAGGCGCUAUGAGCUUUGCCGGGAAAAUGCACAGAUAUAUGCCAAAGACGCGCGAAAGGCGGCUCUUGCGGCUUCUUGCAUGA